Molecule: messenger RNA, 1083 nt
Organism: Mesitornis unicolor (brown roatelo)
Lineage: Eukaryota; Metazoa; Chordata; Aves; Mesitornithiformes; Mesitornithidae
Gene: ARB2A
Product: family with sequence similarity 172, member A
Exons: 2
Coding region: 1-1083 (360 amino acids)
Biological process (GO): regulatory ncRNA-mediated heterochromatin formation
Cellular component (GO): nucleus
Molecular function (GO): siRNA binding
Source: RefSeq, a predicted model, not a curated record
AUGAUGAUGGCAGAUUUUACAGGAGCGCAUACGCGGUUACAAAUGCAGCACGAGCUAAGCUUAAGGAAACUAAUAGAGGGUUCAGAGUAUCAAGAGGGACUGAACUACGACUUCAAUAUAAAAGGGGAAUUGAGGCAUCUGGAUACAAAUGAGCUCUUUGUUUUCAAUUACUACAAUGUACAUGAGUAUAAUCACAAACGCUAUCAAGCUUUGGGACAUUUCAUUAACCAAUAUGUUUAUGAGCUCCUGGAAAGAGUCUGCAUGCUGCAGAAAGUUUAUAUUCCUAGUGAUGCUACAGAGGAUGAACCAAGAAGUUUCUUUUUCAUGAGCAAGAAUGCACUAACAAGUUCCUCUAGGCUAACUGUCCUUCUUCAAGACCGUGGAGUUUUCUGUGCCGGACAGUGGGGGCAAAGAAUAAUUGUCAGUGAGGGCCUGGAGUGUGGAACACAAAUACCAUUUAUCAAAAAGGCCCUUCAAAGCCACGGGGGAGUGAUUGUAUUGAAUCCCAAUGACAACUUCAUUGAUCUGAAGACUGAAAAGGAGAGGUUAAGCUUUUCUACCAAGGAAGAAUCACUGACUUCUAUGCAGUCCAUCCCCAAGAGGUACAGUAGCAGUCCCGAGGAACAUACCAUGUAUGUAUGGGAUCAUUUCAUUUCAAAGAGCAAAGCUAAGAAUGUGGCUUUCAUUGCCCAUGGAUAUGGUGGCUUGGUGUUUGUUGAUCUGCUGGUGCAGAGGAAAAGGGAGGUAAUGAAUAAAGUGUACUGUGUGGCAUUCAUUGACUCCAUGCACAACAUAGAGCACCAGACUGGAAGCGACCCACAAACACAAGAAUGGAUACAGAAAUACUGCUGUGAAUGGGUGUCAAACACUAAGCCUCUAGAUAAAGCUGUCCAUUCUCUCAUGAAAAUUAAUUGUCCUACUCUCUCUGCUGGAACGAAAAACUAUGGUUUAGCACCCUCCUGCUGCCUACGUAGCAUCUUUAAGUACCUGAAGAGCACACUGGAAAAAACAAACAGGACAGCCUUUACGCGUUUACCUGUUGCAACCAGAAGCAGAACAAGUAAGAAGACAUGCACUAAAUAA